Messenger RNA from Aspergillus calidoustus, 1098 nucleotides. The record is from the annotation of a GenBank genome assembly. Lineage: Eukaryota; Fungi; Ascomycota; Eurotiomycetes; Eurotiales; Aspergillaceae.
AUGCCUCACACCCUCCCAAUGGCUUCCCUCCGCUCUGCCCUGAAGCGUCAGCCCAUGCGACAGUCCGUGCGACUUUACUCUUCGCAGACCACGCCCCAGACCUCUCCAUUUGCUCCCCGCCAUUUGCUCUCUAUCGCGGAUCUCUCUCCCACCGAAUUCGCAACUCUCGUUCGCAAUGCCUCUUCCCACAAGCGAGCGAUCAAGUCCGGAUCAAUUCCUCAGAACCUGCUUGGUUCAUUGUCAGGGAAGACGGUUGCCAUGAUGUUCAGCAAACGAAGCACACGGACAAGGGUCUCAACAGAAGGCGCUGUGGUGCAGCUGGGCGGUCACCCGAUGUUCCUAGGCAAGGAUGACAUUCAAUUAGGAGUCAACGAGUCCUUAUAUGACACCUCAGUUGUCAUCUCGUCCAUGGUGUCUUGCAUGGUUGCACGAGUUGGUCCACAUGAGGAGAUUGCUAGUCUUGCGAAGCAUUCUUCUGUUCCAGUCAUCAAUGCUCUGUGCAACUCCUUUCAUCCCCUACAAGCCAUUGCGGACUUUCAGACUAUCUACGAAACAUUCACACCCAAAGCCCAUCACCUCUCAAGUCUAGGUCUGGAGGGCCUGAAGAUCGCUUGGGUGGGCGACUCCAACAACGUUCUGUUCGAUAUGGCUAUUGCUGCCACUAAGAUGGGAAUUGACGUUGCUGUUGCGACCCCUAAGGGCUAUGAGAUUCCAGCGGAUAUGGUCGCGCUUAUCAAGUCUGCUGGAGAGGGCGUUUCGCGGCCCGGAAAACUCCUGCAAACCAAUGUUCCUGAAGAGGCGGUCAAGGAUGCAGACAUUCUAGUAACGGACACCUGGGUGUCCAUGGGAUUCGAGGAAGAGACAGCCAAGAGGCUUCGAGAAUUCGAAGGCUUCCAGAUCACAACUGACCUUGCCAAGCGUGGAGGCGCCAAGGAAGGCUGGAAGUUCAUGCACUGCCUUCCGCGACACCCAGAGGAGGUCAGUGAUGAGGUUUUCUACGGUCAUCGAUCGCUCGUCUUCCCCGAGGCUGAGAACCGGUUAUGGGCUGCAAUUUCUGCUUUGGAGGGGUUUGUUGUCAAUAAGGGAAAGAUCGAGUGA